Cryptosporidium ubiquitum is the source of this 930-nucleotide messenger RNA. RefSeq names its product MORN repeat-containing protein. The record is from RefSeq and is a predicted model, not a curated record. The transcript has a single exon. NCBI's taxonomy places the organism in Eukaryota, Apicomplexa, Conoidasida, Eucoccidiorida, Cryptosporidiidae. Bases 1 to 930 code for a protein of 309 amino acids.
AUGUCAGGAGUUAGUCGUAGAGCAGUUAUCACAGAUCCAAAUGGCGUAUAUGAAGGUGAUGUGAAUGAGAAGGGCCUUAAACAUGGAAAUGGAGUUUAUAAAGUUAAUACUGGAGAUGUUUACGAAGGUGAAUAUUCGAAUGGCCUUAAGAACGGUUAUGGGGUUUAUACAUGGGCAAACGGAGACAAAUUUGAAGGUUAUUACAAGGAUGAUAUAAAAUGGGGUCAUGGAAUCUACAGAUGGUCUAAUGGCGAGGUCUUCGAGGGAGAAUAUGUAAGAGGUGUUAAAUGUGGUCAUGGUAUAUAUACCUGGCCGAAUGGUGACAGAUUUGAGGGUGAAUACAAGGACGGAGUUAAGGAAGGGUUUGGCGUUUACAAGCUUGCAACUGGUAGAAUAUAUGAAGGUCAGUAUUCACGAGACAUGAGAAAUGGUCAAGGGACAUCCAGAUAUACUGAUGGAUCUGUAUACACUGGCGAAUGGUUUGACGGUAAAGAGCAUGGCCAUGGUCUCUUGAAAUUUAGUGAUAGCAGCUCGUAUGAGGGCGAUUUCCAGAAUGGUGCACCCAAUGGGCAGGGGAAGUAUACUUAUUCGAAUGGAAACUACUAUGUUGGCGGAUUCAAGAAUGGUCUCACGGAUGGGCCGGGCUCACUCACGUUCGCAGAAGAUAAUCGCGUACUAAAAGCAAACUGGAAAGAUGGCCAAGUUGAUGGUGACGCUGCAAUCAUUUACCCUGACGGUGGAAAGUACACGGGCGAGGUUGUAAAUGGAAUAAGACAGGGAAGAGGUGUUAUGACGGAGUUCAAUGGUGACGUUUUUGAUGGUGAAUUUUUCAGGGAUUUCCGUCACGGCGAAGGGGUACUUACGGUAAAUGGCAAACAAAAGAGAGUGAAAUAUAAUAUGGGUAAAAAAGUUGGAUUAUGUUCUUGCUAG